This is a messenger RNA of Anopheles coluzzii, 4771 nucleotides long. Its product is annotated as nuclear transcription factor Y subunit gamma-like. Gene Ontology annotation, molecular function: DNA binding; protein heterodimerization activity; DNA-binding transcription activator activity, RNA polymerase II-specific. The record is from RefSeq and is a predicted model, not a curated record. Gene Ontology annotation, cellular component: nucleus; CCAAT-binding factor complex. The coding region runs from base 1280 to 2701 and encodes 473 amino acids. The transcript is spliced from 3 exons. Lineage: Eukaryota; Metazoa; Arthropoda; Insecta; Diptera; Culicidae. Gene Ontology annotation, biological process: regulation of DNA-templated transcription.
UGUGUGCGAGCGCUUGCCGAGCUGUCAUUGAAACGCUGCAGGCAUGCGUCGUGCGGUGCCGCGCGUUUACAACCGCCGGUCGAACGCUUGAACCGUUGUUUACCGUGCCGCUAGCAGCAAUAAAAACCCUCCGCCGGCCACUGUUGCGACCCGUUUCGGGGUGAGCAAGUGUGCGGCAACGAUUGACGAACGAUCCCGCAGGACGGGGCCACCCCGCACGCACACCAUCCCGCGGAACUGUACCGCCGGGUCAGCACCCGGACGCGGCAUAGCAAACGCUGCGCCGCCGAUGUGACGACGCUCUGUGUAUAGCGACCAGGCAGCGAUUGGUGGCCAAUAGGAGAGCGAAUCAUUGCGCGCAUCGGUUUCUAUUGGUACUGCCUGCCCACCGUCCGAUACGAACGAACACCUUCCGCAGGGGUUGGAGGGGUGGGGGAAGAGGGAAAGAAAAACUAACGGGGCCUAGCGGCCAAAGGGUACGGCGAGCGGUGUGUGCAAGCGGUGCGAAGAGCUGUGUUGUGGUUUGUGUUUUUUUGCUUUGGUGCGUGCUGCUUUUCUUCGUGUGUGCGUGUGUGUAUUGUGUGCGCGUCCACUGGUUGUUUCCGGGUGAGCGGGGGACGGGGCGGCGGUGCGCCCGCAGUAGUGCCCGAGCGACAACAGUGAACAACAAAUGGCAAACGUAAACAAGAAGCACCCAGCCGGGAAUGCUCGGGCAGCAGGGUGAGAGUGGCACGGGCCCCGGACUCGUCGCGAGGUUCCCUCCUCUCAUUCUCCCUUCUGCCAGGGGCCUGGCCAGAGUGGGGAGCGGGUGGUGAGGUUAGUGAGAGACGCAAUCAACUUGUGAGCCAGGACACUUACUUCCUGGGUGGUUUUUUUUCCGAGCCACCAUCAAGCCAGUGGCUAAAAGUACACAAACACAAACACAAACAAACACAUACACACAGACAGUGAUACAUUAACUGAUUCGUGUUCGCGUAAUUCGCGCCGCCAACAAGAAUAGCCAGCGACGUUCGGGCGUCCAGUGUGCACGGGUGAGCAUAAUCCUCUUCCCCCCCCCCCCCCUCCACCCUCUUCCAUCGCCUCCCGCGGGUAAGGAAACGGUUGUGCGGGUGGGGUUGUAGCAGGGUGAUGAGGUGUGCUGCACCAUGCUCGGCGCACGAUAGCAGCAUUACCGCCCAACCACAACAACACAAAGAAGAGGAAGAAGAAGAAGACGAGGAGGAGGAAGAGGAGGACGAUCGUCCUUGCCACCACACACCCACCGCAUCAACCGGUGACCAUGGAGACGCCAAAGAAAUCGGUGGCCGCUGCGGCAUCGUCGUCGUCCGUUGCCUCCACUGCAGCGCCACCGGGCAGCAAAUCGGGCACGUCGACGAGCAGCAGCAAUAGCAACGCUGCAACCACCACCACCGCCGCCACCACGACAGCGACCAUCAACAGCGCGCUGGCAGCCACAGCGGCGGCACCGUGCGGCAAGGAGGCCCCGACCGAGGCCCAGCGCAACAUCCAGCGGUUCUGGCCGGGCGUGAUGCGCGAGAUCCAGCAGAUCGAGUACGUCGAGCCGGGCAACCAGCUGCUGCCGCUCGCCCGCAUCAAGAAGAUCAUGAAGCUGGACGAGGAGGUGAAGAUGAUCUCGUCCGACGCGCCGCUACUCUUCUCCAAAGCGAUCGAAAUCUUCAUCCAGGAGCUGACGCUCCGGGCCUGGCUGCACACCGAGCACAACAAGCGGCGGACGCUGCAGCGGAGCGACAUCGCGAUGGCGAUCACCAAGUACGAUCAGUUCGACUUUCUGAUCGACAUCGUGCCGCGGGACGAGAUCAAGGGCAGCUGGAAGGUGUUUGACGGUCCGGCGCAGGAUGAGUGUGCAGCCGGUGGUGGCGGCGGCUCGGCUAGCACCGGGGGCGGUGAAGCGGUGGCUUCCGCGUCCACCGCCACCACGAGCGAGGGGGCGGCGGGCGGUACGAACGGGACGGCGGACGACAUGCAGUACAUCAUGCAGCUGGCUCAGCAGCACCGGCUGGUGCAGCCCGGCACGGACAAGGGUUCCUGCACCGCCACCACCAACACCACCAGCACCACCGCCACCACCUCCUCCCUGACGAACGGGGCGACGACCGUGCUGGACCUCGCGACGGUAAUGACCGGCACGCAGCAGCUGCACCAGCUAUCGACGGUGGCGGCGGCAACCAAGCCGGCGAAAGGGGUCGUCGCGGGGACGGAGCAGGAGACGGCGGGCGCCACCCUACUACCCUCACCAGCCCAGCCCACGAUACAGACCGCGACCGGUCAGAGCCUCAUCCUGGCGAACGGGGGCACUGGGGCACCGGGUGGCAUUGCGAACGGUAGCGGCCAGCUCGUGCCCGCCAGCCAAUCGGUCCAGCUGCUGCAGCACGUCAUGACGCCGACGGGCGAAAUCACGCAGAUACCGAUUUCGAUACCACAGAGCCAACUGAACUUUCUGCGCACGGCCGGUCCCGGCGGGGCUCCGAACAGUGGCCAGCCGUUCUUCAUCCAGACGGCACCGAUGCAGAGCGGGCCCACGAUCAUACACACCGGCCCGACCAGUGUCUUUCUCAGCGCCAAUCAGCUUCAGCAACUGCAACAGCAGCAACAGCAACAGCAAAACAAUCACAAUCAACCACAGCAGCAGCAACAGUGCCAACAGCAGCUGCAAAGCAACCAUCAACACCAAAGGGAUUAAACGCUUUGGGGAUUAAACGUUAACUGUAGUGAUGAGUAAGGUUGGCAAAGAUCCGCUGUCGGCUCCGAUCCGACUCCGAUAGUAUCCGCCCAGCAUUAUCCGGAGUCGUCUGGAGGCGGCUACUGCCGACUCCGGACGACUCCGAAUGACUCCCACUCCGGGUGGAAGUAGUGGUUCGUAUUUUGCCGGAGUCGGAUUCGGACUAACAAUAGCCGACGUCGGAUCGGAGUCAUGGGUGCGCUCCAAAGAGCACAUCACUAGUUAACUGUGAAGCGUCCCGAACACCGUUAGUAGUACUUUAAGUUUGUGAAUCCCCCUUUUAGAGAGGACGACAGAGAAGGAGAGAGAGAGAGAAAGAGAGAGUAGCAUAAGUACAAUUGAACGGCUCAGCUGAGGAGUUGUUUUGUAGAAAAGUGUAUCCCCUUUUUGGUUUCAGUUGAGCUGAUUUUAGCUUGAUUGCGACAUGAAAUUGUUCCCCACAAACACACACACACACACCCGGUAGUAGGGAAAGUAAUGCAUUUGUUGCCUACGUACGGCCUUUCACCGUACGCUCUGGGGUAGUAUUGUGUUGUAGGUGUCCCUUCGAGCGGAAGCCGUUUUUUAUUGACUGUACAGUUUGUGCGUAAAAACUGUGCCACUUAGAAGGCCCGCGUGUGUGUGUGUGUGUGUGGCCCUGGUGCAGGCCAGUAGCUAGUAGUAUACUGUCAUUCCGUCGUCUCAGACACACACACACACAAUUUUGAUCCGGUUUGACGUCCUGCAAAAAACAAAAAAAACGAAAUUAGUGUACAACACAGUGUAAUCCCGUCGUGCAGAAUCGUGAUAUUGCAUGGGUAUCUGUUUGGUACAGGGAAAACACAACUAGUAAACCACACACACUCACACACACUCAGUGUAUUGUGACUGCAUGUGUGUGUGUGUUUUUUUUAUUUUCUUUCUCAAAGCUAGGACAAAGUAAAAGCGUUACACAAAACACAGAACAAAUCACUGUAAGGAAAUUAGGUAUGCACUCCAGACGAGUCCCAGGCGUCCUAGAAUUUUGGAACUCUAUUUUCUAUCAUGUUUUUUUUGUAUUCUUUUUUUUUGUGCACUUUUAAACCCAUUACGAAAGCAUUGAAAUACAAGUUUAGCCCCAGACGUUGGCCACCAGACACCAGGUUUCAGCCCGUAUCCCUCCCGCAACAACCCCCUUUUCCGUGGCGAUCUCUCUUUCGCCCAAUAGGGUCGUGUUCAUGUUUGGCGGGCUUUUUUCUUUCGUGUAAGCGUAUGUUUAUAUUAUUUAUAUAGCAAAAGGUCGCUACCAGCGGAAGCGGAGCGCGUGACGGUGGGGACGUUUAGUGUUAGUUUUAAGGUUUUUUUUUUAAAUAUUCAACACACUACUACUGCUGCUGAAACUGUAAAUAUGGCCGUGGUGAAGAUAUAUAAAAGAGAAACAAAAGAUGUAAUAAUGCAAGCUCAACCUACCUGUACAGAGCCGAGCAUAGAGCAGCCGCGUUACGUUGGAGGAGCCGCAAAAAUCGGACGAAACGAAUCGAAGCACACACACAGACGCACGCAACAAGGCAGUGGAAUUUUUUGUUUCUCUCACAAAGAAGUGAUUCUGAAUUCACAAAAAAUCAGUUGAAUGUAAUGCAAACAUAUGUUUACUGUUCCGUCAAAACUCGCCUCGGCCAUACAAAACUACCCUGUACUACUACUACCUGUAGGUAUUCGAUUAUCAUAUCAGUCGAGUUACCGAUUCAAAAUAGCAGCCGUUGCAGUUUUAAGCCGUUUGUGCUUGUUUGAGGUUGAGCUGGUUGAAUUUGAAAAGAAAAGAAAAGUGUGGCCCCCAAAAUGGUUCUUACCUUACAACCUACACUGACUACAUGAACUACAGACAUGAAAAGAGUGAAAUGUUUAUUUUUUCCUGGUACUGCUACCUCGUUGCGUGUCCCGGUUUCGCGUCCGUUUUGCGACAAAGUACAGUUUAUUUUUAGCAUUUUCCCUAAACAUUUCCUUUUAAUGUGAAUAUUACACGUACUAAAAAAGAAAGAAAGAUGAAUAAAAUUCCCUAUGUGAGCGAUGAAA